CGUGUUAGUAAUUGUAGUCUGGGUAUAAUAGUUGGAGCUUGAAGUACUUCAAUCCAACACGUAUCAGUAUAAAAUAUUAUCACCUAAUUUUUUUCUUUCAAUUUUUUAGUUUGUUUCUAUAACUAAACACAAGAAACGAGAAGAGCAGCGAAAUAUGAAUUCAUUACACAUGAUUUUAUUCUUGUUCACCUUUGUGGUGGAUAUUAUCAUUGCAGAAUUUACAGCAGAUGAUUGCAAGAUAUUGGGGUUUAACAAAGCCAAUGUGCUUUGCUCAACUUGUGAACGCUUUAAUGAUCCUGAAUUAGCAAAAAUUCUUGCUACGUGUAAAGAAUGUUGUCUGAAAGAUAAUGACAAUGAUUUGUCUGGAUCGAAGCGUUAUCCUAAGGCUGUCCUCGAAGUUUGCACAUGCAAAUUUGGACAAUAUCCACAAAUACAGGCCUUCAUUAAAAGUGAUCGACCAAAGAAAUACAAGAAUCUCAGCAUAAAAUAUGUAAGAGGCUUAGAUCCAAUCAUUAAGUUAUAUGAUGAGGAAAAUAGAAUUGAAGAUAUAUUAGAUAUACAUAAAUGGGAUACAGACUCUGUAGAUGAAUUUCUAUCCACUCAUCUUUCUAAGGAUUAAUAAAAUUAGGAAAUAAAUAUAUUGCAUUAAUAUAUGAUA
Cataglyphis hispanica is the source of this 658-nucleotide messenger RNA. RefSeq names its product selenoprotein F. Bases 155 to 619 code for a protein of 154 amino acids. Gene Ontology annotation, cellular component: endoplasmic reticulum lumen. The record is from RefSeq and is a predicted model, not a curated record. Gene Ontology annotation, molecular function: oxidoreductase activity. The transcript has 4 exons. Lineage: Eukaryota; Metazoa; Arthropoda; Insecta; Hymenoptera; Formicidae.